AUGCCCAAAGAAAUGCUUGGAGGUGGUGGCUAUGGCAAUAUCGAGAGAAUGGUGGCGCUACGACUCACCAUCAGGGAAAGAGUUGUGGAGGAAGUAGCUUCUCCUGCUUUCUCAAUCGUCGAUGGAGAGUGGUGGCUUCGCUGGUGGUCGGUUGGUCGCCGGUGGUCUCUGUCGAUUGAGAGAAAUGGUUUUGGGAAAGGGUGCGGAACAAAGGUUGCAGCAUGUGCCAAACACUACGUGGGGGACGGGGGGACGAGGAAGGGCAUCAAUGCAGAUGACACCAAAUUAAGCUGGCAUGGUUUGCUGAGCACCCACAUGCCACCCUACUACAACUCUAUUAUCAAGGGCGUGGCCACCAUCAUGGUGUCCUACUCCAGCUUCAAUGGCCACAAGAUGCAUGCCAACCCACUUCUCAUCACCAGCUUCCUCAAGCACACCCUCCAUUUCAGAGGUUUUGUCAUCUCAGAUAUGGAGGGUAUUGAUUGGAUCACGUCUCCUCCUCAUGCUAACUAUUCAUAUUCCAUCCAAGCUGGAAUUCUAUCUGGGAUUGACAUGGUCAUGGUUCCUUUCAACUAUACUGAAUUUAUUGAUGAACUAACCCACAUGGUAAGGAAGAGAAUCAUUCCCAUUAGCCGAAUCAAUGACGCAGUGAGAAGGAUUCUGAGGGUGAAGUUUGUGAUGGGUCUUUUUGAGAACCCUUUUGCUGAUCACAAUCUUGUACAUCAGCUAGGAAGUCAGGAGCACAGAAACUUAGCCAGAGAAGCAGUGAGAAAAUCUCUUGUGCUGUUGAAAAAUGGUAAUUCAGCGGACAAGCCACUGCUACCCCUUCACAAGAAAGUGCCUAAAAUACUUGUUGCUGGAAGCCAUGCAGGCAAUCUAGGUUACCAAUGCGGGGGUUGGACAAUCGAGUGGCAAGGACUUAGUGGCAAUAACCUCACAGCAGGCACAACAAUCCUCUCUGCCAUAAAGCGUACGGUUGACCCAACAACUAAAGUCUUCUACAAGAAGAACCCGAGCUCUCACUUUGUCAAGUCUGCUAAAUUAUCUUAUGCCAUUGUUGUGGUAGGAGAGCCUCCUUAUGCAGAGACAUAUGGUGACAGCCGGAAUUUGACAAUCCCUCACCCUGGUCCAAGCACAAUUAGAAAUGUCUGUGGAGCUGUGAAAUGUGUUGUCAUCAUUGUUUCAGGCCGCCCAGUUGUUAUUCAACCGUAUCUUGCCGAAAUAGAUGCACUCAUUGCUGCUUGGCUUCCAGGUUCUGAAGGCCAAGGAGUUGCUGACGUUUUGUUUGGUGACCAUGGUUUUACUGGCAAACUGCCGAUCAGCUGGUUCAAGACCGUCGACCAACUCCCAAUGAAUGUUGGGGACAUAGAUUAUGAUCCUCUCUUCCCAUUAGGAUUUGGACUCACCACGGAACCCACCAAGGCACACUAG
Diospyros lotus (date-plum) is the source of this 1431-nucleotide messenger RNA. RefSeq lists its product as uncharacterized. The record is from RefSeq and is a predicted model, not a curated record. The transcript is spliced from 6 exons. Gene Ontology annotation, biological process: glucan catabolic process. Bases 1 to 1431 code for a protein of 476 amino acids. Lineage: Eukaryota; Viridiplantae; Streptophyta; Magnoliopsida; Ericales; Ebenaceae. Gene Ontology annotation, molecular function: beta-glucosidase activity.